This is a messenger RNA of Bolinopsis microptera, 3802 nucleotides long. Its product is annotated as terminal nucleotidyltransferase 4A-like. Gene Ontology annotation, biological process: RNA 3'-end processing. The record is from RefSeq and is a predicted model, not a curated record. Gene Ontology annotation, cellular component: nucleolus; TRAMP complex. Bases 41 to 1435 code for a protein of 464 amino acids. The transcript is spliced from 8 exons. Lineage: Eukaryota; Metazoa; Ctenophora; Tentaculata; Lobata; Bolinopsidae. Gene Ontology annotation, molecular function: mRNA binding; poly(A) RNA polymerase activity.
AGUUCCGCAGUUUUGCUAGAAGCAAGUUUUGACCAAUACCAUGGCUAUGACCUGUCACAAUGUAAACAACUAUUCCAACUCCAUGCGGUAUAAUAGUAGGCAGACUCAGGAUUUCAUCAGGCUAAAUAGCAGUGGAGAUGAAAGUAAUAGCUACAACAGUCACAAAACAGCACAGAGUAAGAGGAAGCGCACCUACAAACUGCCAGAAUAUGGCAGCAACUUGCUGGCCCCCUUCUUCCCCAACCCUGAUGCUCCCUGGAAAACUAAGGUUUAUUCCCCCGACAUUAUAGGACUGCACAACGAGAUUGAGGACUUUGCCCGCUGGAUGCGUCCUACCAAGGAAGAAACCAUGUUGCGGGGUUGUGUUGUAGAGAGAAUCAAACGCAUUGUACAUCAGCUGUGGCCAACUGCACGUGUCGAGAUUUUCGGUAGCUUUAAAACUGGUCUUUACCUUCCAACAAGUGACAUAGACAUAGUAAUAUUUGGACAGUGGUCGGCACCCCCACUCCGCACCCUUGAGCGCCGCCUGAUCGACAACAACAUUGCCGACCCAAACACCAUGAAAGUACUGGACAAGGCGAGCGUGCCGAUCAUUAAACUCACUGAUACUCUGACAAAGAUCAAACUAGAUAUCUCCUUCAACACCAACAACUGUCUGAAGAGUGCAGAGAAAAUAUCGGAGUUGCUGCAGCAGUAUCCGUGUUUGGAUAAGUUGGUUUUAGUUUUAAAACAGUUUCUCCUGCAACGGCACCUUAAUGAGGUCUUCGUGGGUGGAUUAGGGUCUUACUGUCUAACUCUGAUGGUGGUGGCUCAGUUACAGCAUUGUCCGAGACGCCGGAGAGGUAGGCUAGAAGACGAAAACUUGGGAGUUCUUUUGAUGGAGUUCUUCGAGUUGUACGGAGUGUUAUUUAAUUACAAUAACACUGGGAUAAGGAUACACAAUGGAGGGUCAUUCUUCAAUAAGAACGAUGUGGCAGAAAUGAAAGGCUCUAUGCUCUGUAUCGAGGACCCGUUCCAACCUGGUAACGAUAUUGCCAGAGCAUCUUACGGCAUGUUUUAUGUCAAAGACUCUUUCAAAUUCGCAUAUCGGUGGCUGAAAAGAGCGGUCGUUGCUCCGAGAAAACCCAAUGAACAAGUUUUCCCGAUGACUGACAGCAUUCUUGGAACACUUGUGAAAGUGGACCGAGGAAUCGUGGAGUACAGAAACUGGAUAAAAAACAACUGGGUUAACUUAGCGAGACAGUUACCGCAUCCAGAGUCUUACAAUCACACACCGACCGCUAGCAGACCAGAUAAAUUAAAGCGAGAGAAAUGGACACCCGGGCCCAGAGUUGGCGAGGACUUCUCUGACACACCCACAGACCAAAGUGCCGAGGCUUCCAGUGACGACUAUGAUAGACUAACUGAUGAUCUUAGCUCUGAUUCUUCCGUGUGAUCAAGCUUUAAUAGUAUGUAAAACAACCCAAAAAAAGUUAAAAACUAAAAUUUUAAAAAAAAUCACAAAAUGGAUAGAACAAAAAGACCCUCGCUGAGAUCCAUUUCACGCAAUUAACUGGGUGGAGUUGCUAGUCCAGUAAUUACUCAGUUUAAAUCAUUGGUCGAGUACUGAUUUUUAAUUUGUUAUUAACAUGAAAAGAAGAAAACAGAUAAUAUGCCAGUCAAGAAAAAAGCUGGACACUGUGGCAAGAACCGCUUAUUUAUAUUUGAAGUCUCUGUGAAGAGUAUUAUGUUCAUUUUGAAAGAGCGUUUUAGAUAUGCCAGCAGUAACCAAGCAUACGAUAAUAAAAAGAUUUAAGUUGCUAUGAACAAAUCUCAAUGGUUAAUUGGGCCAGGCCUUGUUAAAACAGCUGCCCAAAGGAGCAAACCUAAGUUUUUAUUGAUGUUUGUUAAUCGAUUUGCAUUGUUUUCAAUGCUAUUAGUUAAUUCAAUUUUUGUAUAUUUUGAUACUAUUUCAUAAUAUAAGCCCACGAUUUUUUGGUUCAACAAAGAAUCUUAAUGUGGGACCAUGAUCAAAUGCAGAUCAAGAAUUCCUAGCUCAGUGACUAAUUAAAUCAUUUUAUUUUACUUUUAAUGAGGCAGUGCUGAAAUGAUUACCGUUACCGACACUAUUAGAUUUCUCUUUCCAUUGAACUUUCAGGUGCUAUUUUUUCCUACUUAAAACGUCCUGCAUUUGAACAUUGUCUCUGGCCUACAAUUACAAGGUUUUAUUGUUUUCUAAUUGUCUUGAUAGAUAGUUUGUAUUUUGAAUUAAAGAGUUUUCAAUUGCUCGAUUAUAGAUUGAUUCAUCCCUGUCGAAUGCCACUAUGGCUGUUUAACUACUCUUUGUGACUCGCAGGUUAGUAUGAGCUGAUGAUAUUUUCAGAAGUGGCACUUUGAGUGACAAUCGUUAAUAGUAUUUAUCACAAUUUAAUUUGGCACAUUACAAUACUUAUGGUUAUUUAUAUAGUUCACUCACAAAGUGCCUAAAGAUUAUAUUUUUCUAAAGAACUUGUAAUUCGGUGGUACUGAGACAGAAAAAUACGCUGGAAAUGUUGUAUGAACAUUGAAUUAUGUAGAAUGUAUGAGGAACCCUUAAUGUUAUAUUCAACGUAAUUUUUCCGCAAAAUAUGGCGUUUGAACUCGGUUUCGGUUGAUUUGCAUAGAUGGUUUUGAGAAUAUUUAGUUUUGAAUUGGAAUAGAUACAAUUUCUUGCAGCCUUGAAUUCUUGGGGUUGAAGUUUUUCCUUUUAGAGACUAGUUGUCCAGGUUUUAAUCGUUAUCUUAAUUUGUGGAACUAAUUGACUGAUUAUUCGAUUAAAGUAACUUAGGUUUCAAGUUUAUGGCUGUUUUCCAGCAGGCUGAAACUAUCCAUGGACAGCCCGCUCUCGGGGCUUUGGGAAUACAACGUUAUCUUUACCCUGGUGAUGCCUUUGUUUGGCCCCACUCCACAUAUCCCCUACCUUUUCCAGCAACUAAUUUACCUGUUCAUGGAUAGUGUCCUGGUCUAUGGAUACCGCCAAGUUUUACAGUGUGUAAUUGUAUCGAUAGAUAAAAGAGAACUUUAUAGAUUCUAAUUUAAGUCUUUUGUCGAGAGUUACUAGUGCGCAACAGCAUCUCGGCAACCAUACACACAGCCCAUUAUAGUUAGUCCGUAAAGUGGUUUGAGAGGAUACAUUUAUUGCAAGAGGUUGUUUAAGAAAACGCCCAGAAACGACAAUUGACAUGCUUCUGAUGGUGGCGCUUCGUCGUUCAAUUGGAAAGAUUUGUCAUUGAAGCCAAAGCACUGUUAUCUGUAAAAAGACACACUAUCGUAUCAGAGGUGUGUGAAAAUGGUCUUUCCUGGGCACUUGAAACAGUGCGCACAGAAAAAAGACGGAACUUAUCCUGUUAAUUUAAAUAUGGACCACCUUAAAACAUAUUUAAAUGCCAACCUAUUAUACCCGAGGUCAUGGCGGCCGAUCUUAAGAUUGAGGUUUAGACAUGUAAUAUUGUGUGUUGACUGUUGGGUAUUCAAUGUUAUAUUAGAAGCUAACAGUGAAUGUGCCGUCGUUAAAGGAAGUUUAUGAUGAUGCAGUGAAGAAGUAAUAGAGAUGCUAUGGGUGACGAGAGAUUUUAAAACGAAUCAGAAAGUAGAGGAUGAUGAUAUUGUCGAAAGUGAAAGUGAACAGAAGAUAAAAGAAGAUAAUAUUGUCAGCUGGCAGACAGUACCGAUAUAUUUUGAAAAUAUUUUGGUCAGAAAACAUCAGAGACUAACAAUAUGUGUAGUUUGUUGCCCAUGGAUUAUACUACGAAAUGUUAUUGAUAUUAAAGUUUCUGAUAACAAA